Messenger RNA from Dendrobium catenatum, 4458 nucleotides. RefSeq names its product transcriptional activator DEMETER. Gene Ontology annotation, biological process: base-excision repair. The transcript has 19 exons. NCBI's taxonomy places the organism in Eukaryota, Viridiplantae, Streptophyta, Magnoliopsida, Asparagales, Orchidaceae. The coding region runs from base 150 to 4292 and encodes 1380 amino acids. Gene Ontology annotation, molecular function: DNA demethylase activity; 4 iron, 4 sulfur cluster binding; DNA N-glycosylase activity. The record is from RefSeq and is a predicted model, not a curated record.
CUUUUUACGGGAUAGAGAGAAAUCCGCAUGUGAAGGGGAGGAGAGAAAUCAGUAAUAAUUUCUCCCGUUCUCCGGUCUCGGGACAUUUUCUCUCCAAAAUCUCGGCAUUUUGGUACAUCACCAACUGGCCCGGCUGUCAAUACCCAGCAAUGAAGAGGGCGAGGGAUGUGGACGACGGCGAGAAUAUUUCGGCCUGCAUUGUUGUUCUGAAGAAUCAGCAUGGAUACUUUGGCUGGGAAGGCCAGCGAAAGCGUUGUCAUGGAGCUACCUCCGGAGUGAUUUCCGACCUCAAUUCGUCGACAGAGAUUCUCAAAGCCGUUGUCAGUUCAAGUGGCGAUGUGUCGGAGGCAGUGCGCGUUUCAGAGGCCUUAGUUUCCAACAAACCUGGAAAUAGUAUGCAUGAUGAUGGGGGAAAGAUGGGAUCAGAUCCAAAGGAGCGGAGGAAGAAAGGGAAGAGAACGAAGCAAAGGCCCAAAGUGGUUGAAAUUGAGAAGACAGAAAGGAAACCUAAGAUGGGAAUUCCAAUGCCUCCUCAAACACCCAAACAGAAAUAUCUUAUUUCUGCUGCUUUUACAGGGACUUGCUCAGCUGAUUGCUCUGACGGUGAAUUGUUAGAGGCUUUAGUUUUGGAUAAAUCUGGAAAUAGCAUGCAUGAUAAUCGUGGAAAGCUCGGAGCAGAUUCAGAUAAGGAGUGGAAGAUUAAAAAGAAGAGAAAGAAGUACAGGCCCAAGGUGGUCGAAAUUGAGAAAACAGAAAGUAAGUCUAGGAUGGAGACUCCAAAGGCUCCUCAAACACCCAGUCAGAAAUCUCCGAGGAAGAAAAAGGGCAAAGUGAUUGGAAGGAAGACUUUUGCAAAGAAAAGGUUGUUUGAAAAUUAUUUAGAAGAUGACGAUGAAUGGGAAGAACCUAGUGAUCAACCCAAGCCUACUUAUGCUGAUGAGGCAAUUCAUCCUUCUAACAGAAUCCAAUUCGAUGAGGAUGAUUAUGUUGCUGAAAAAAAUGUGGAGCCUUGUGGAAAUGGAGUGAUUACAGAGAAUUUGUCAGCAGGAUCUAGUAAUUGUUCAAGAGAUAUCAAUAUUAGAAUUGAUGAGUUGUUGCAAGAGCUUGCUAAACUGCCCAUGAAAUCAUCUUCACCUCUACUACUUAAAGAAGAAUUAUUGCAACUUAAUAUUGAAUGCCCUGUAGAUACCCUGAGUUAUAUUGUUGAUAAUAUUAGAAUCCCCUGCCUUCUCUAUUUUGUUAAGCAAGCGAGAAAAAUUAUAGACAGAAGUAGAAUUAAAACAGGUUAUAAGCUCGGAGAGGGUCUAUAUCAUUCAACAAACAAAGUAUUGGAAGACUUUAUAUAUGUGCUAAAGAAAUGUCUUCCAUCUCUUCUUUUGAAAAAUGACCAGUCAACAGCUUCAGGGUAUAUGUUUAAUAACAGGCAAGGUGGAAGGAGCAAGAGGAAAAUUAGUGGAUCAAGGGAGAUAAAGGCUGCAGCUAAAAAAUUGUCUAUGCCCGCUAGCCAAUCUAACUUUCAAAUUGUGCCUUAUACUAAGUUAUAUGAGUUAAGCUCAAGGUUCCAACACAUAGAAGUCUCAUGCACAACACCUGUGAUGAGUAAGUUCACAACCAAUGGGCAAACAACUCACAAUUUGGGGGAUAUCAACUUGACUCCAAAUCAGGGUAGCAGGAAUGCAAUGGAACUUGCUUUUCAAAGUGUUGCUGAUAAGUUCAGCUUGGUGGACAUAGAUAAUAACUUUGGGGUGGACUCUCCUGCUGAAUUACAAAAUGCUCUUGUUCCUUUUGUUGGAGGUGGUAUGAUUGUUCCAUGUAACCGAUCAUUAGAACAAGUUAGGCAAAAACCCCACAGAGCAGAAGUGCUAUUGGAUCCAGAGACAAAUAGACUGUGGAGAUUUUUGCAGGAAAAUGAAGGUGAUGACAAUGUUGAAGGCAUGGAUUCAUGCAAUCUAAAGUGGUGGGAGAAUGAAAGACGCGUUUUCCUUGGACGUGCUAAAUCUUUCACUGCCCGCAUGAAUAUCAUUUUAGGUGACAGGAGGUUCUCUCCUUGGAAAGGUUCAAUUGUGGACUCUGUGGUUGGCGUUUUUCUUACCCAAAAUGUAUCAGAUCAUUUGUCAAGUUCUGCUUUUAUGUCCCUUGCUGCAAAAUUUCCACUUCACAGAGAAGGGGAGGGAGGAAGUUCUGAGAGAAAACUGGCUGAAGAACAUGAAGAGACCUCUACUGAUGCCAUGGGAUGCCUAGACAACAUUCCUAGUCUAUCUAAUUGUGAUGCUCAAGAUCCUAUGGACAUUCAGUUAAAUGGGCAUCCGCUGGAGGACUUGACAAGCCAAUCUCACUACAUUCAAAAUUCUUUUGUUGCCAGUAGAAUGGAUAGUGAAAAUGCUAUGGUGUUUGAUGUGGAUGGAUGCAUUCCUAAACAUGUAGCAAUCAUUUCAAAAGCUUUUCGUGAGAAUGCAGAAAAUGAAUGUAGAGAUUGUCCUCGUGUUCUUUCUGAAUUGGUAGCAUGCUCUAACGUGAACAAUUAUCAUGUAUAUAAAAUGGAUGCUGAAAAGGAAGCUACCAUCAGUUCUUCAAGCGAGUUAGAAGCUCAUUUCAGGUUAGAGGAAAACACAUCAAAUGCAAAGAAAGCAAAUUCUGUUGAUGAAGGAAAAAUUGACUGGGAGGGGUUGAGGAGAAAAGUUGAUCCUGAAGGUGGUAAGAAAGAGAGGAACCGUGAGAGUUUGGACUCAGUAGAUUGGGAAGCAGUGCGAAAUGCAGAUGUAAGUAAAAUUUCUGAAGCUAUUCGAGAGCGAGGGAUGAAUAAUUUACUGGCAAAUCGAAUCAAGGAUUUCCUUAGUCGUUUGUUUAGAGACCAUGGAAACAUUGAUCUUGAAUGGUUAAGAAACGUAUGCCCUGAUGAAGCCAAGAAAUACCUUCUAAGCAUACGGGGAUUAGGGCUAAAAAGUGUCGAGUGUGUUCGCCUCCUAGCACUUCAAAAUGUGGCUUUCCCCGUUGAUACCAAUGUUGCUCGCAUAAGUGUAAGAUUAGGAUGGGUGCCACUCAAGCCGUUACCAGAGUUCCUUCAACUACAUCUCUUAGAACAGUAUCCUAUAAUGGAUAGCGUGCAGAAAUAUAUUUGGCCACGUUUAUGCAAGCUUGAUCAAAAGGAGUUAUACGAGCUACAUUAUCACAUGAUUACUUUUGGAAAGGUAUUUUGUACAAAAAGCAAGCCAAACUGUAAAGUUUGUCCAAUGAGAGGAGAGUGCAAGCACUUUAAUAGUGCAAAGCUUGCACUUCCAGCACCAGAGGACAAACAAUUUAAAACCUCGUCAUUUCCUGGUACUCCUAUGAGUGGCCGCAGUUCUUUUAAUACAAUACCACAGCUUCCAUACCGCAAAGACGAUGUAUCCGGAGUAUUUCAUGAUAAUUUUUAUCCUGUCAUCGAGAAUGCACUAUCUCCUAUCAUAGAGGAGCCACCUUCACCACCUCGGGAAGCCUUACAGAUAUUAGACAAAGACAUAGAAGAUGCAUUCUAUGAAGAUGAUGAAAUUCCUACAAUAAAGCUCAAUCUGGAGCAGUUUGGACAAAAUUUACAGAAUCUUAUGCAAGAAAAUGAUUUGAAGAUUCCAGAUAAUGAUAUAUCAAAAGCAUUAGUUGAGUUAAGUGCAGAGGUUGCUUCUAUGCCAAUCCGCAAGUUAAAGUAUAUAAGUUACCUUCGCACUGAGCAUCAUGUAUAUGAGCUUCCAGAUUCACAUCUUCUUCUUAAGGAGAUGCAUCCAAGAGAGCCUGAUGAUCCAUCCCCAUAUCUCCUUGCCAUAUGGACUCCAGGUGAAACUGCAGAGUCAAUAGAGCCACCAGAAUCAUGCUAUAAAACACAGGAGGCCAGUAGCUGCGAGAGAGAGACAUGCUUUGCUUGUAAUAGCAGAAGAGAAUUAGAGGCUCAAACUGUCAGAGGAACGCUUCUGAUACCAUGUCGAACUGCAAUGAGAGGAAGAUUUCCACUUAAUGGCACUUAUUUUCAAAUUAAUGAGGUUUUUGCAGAUCAUGAAUCUAGUCGCACCCCCAUUCAUGUUCCUCGGAGUUUGCUAUGGAAUCUUCCAAGAAGGACCGUAUACUUUGGAACUUCAAUAGCAGCAAUAUUUAGAGGUUUCAUGGCCACAGAACCUAUUCAGUACUGCUUCUCAAGAGGCUUUGUGUGCGUGAGAGGCUUUGAUAGGAAAACAAGGGAACCAAAGCCACUAUAUGCAAGAUUGCAUUUACCCAGAAGUAAGGCGCCUAAAAUCAAGAAGUCAUGGGCAAGAAAGGAGGCAUAACUACUCAAUUAAACUAAUCAUCACGUUUACAAAUAAAUCUUGCUAAUAUUUAGGCCUUAUUUGAUUGAGUUGUUGCUUAUCUAAACUGGAUUUUUAAAAACAGAUGUUCAGAAAAAGGAAACUAAAUAAACUCUUGUUUCAAUAAUGAGUUUUGUUUGAAUCACAA